Messenger RNA from Brettanomyces nanus, 381 nucleotides. It is a transcript of the gene MRP17, whose product is annotated as mitochondrial ribosomal small subunit component. Lineage: Eukaryota; Fungi; Ascomycota; Pichiomycetes; Pichiales; Pichiaceae. The transcript has a single exon. Gene Ontology annotation, molecular function: structural constituent of ribosome; small ribosomal subunit rRNA binding. Gene Ontology annotation, cellular component: ribosome; mitochondrial small ribosomal subunit. Bases 1 to 381 code for a protein of 126 amino acids. Gene Ontology annotation, biological process: translation. The record is from RefSeq and is a predicted model, not a curated record.
AUGCUUUACGAACUCGUGGCAAUUGCUCGUAUAUCUGAUCCUCUUGCCCUUCAUACUGAGGCUAAGGAGCUUGCAUCAACUAUCGGUAAAUUAGUGAUACAAAAUAAGGGUGUGGUGAGAGAGAUAGUGUCAUUAGGUGCAAAGCCGCUACCCAAAAUUAUGAAAAAGGCCAAUGAAAGGCAUUUUCAAGGGUCCCAUUUUUUGAUGCUGUUUGACUCUUCCAGUGCUGUACAAAGAGAGAUAUUGAGAUCUUUGAAAAAUGAUCCUCGGGUUAUCAGAGCUAAUGUGAUCAAGGUUGACGAUUCCACGGACAUGAGUCCCGGUUCAAGUGUCAGCAGAGUAAUGUCCGCACUUAAAGACACGGGAUACGAAGGACUGUAA